AUGUCGGGUGUUUCCGUUGUUGUCGGUGCCCAGUGGGGUGAUGAAGGAAAGGGAAAAAUAGUGGAUAUGCUUUCUGCUCGUUGUGAUGUUAUCUGCCGAUGCCAAGGUGGUAACAAUGCAGGACACACCGUUGUUGUCGAUGACACGCAAUAUUUCUUCCACCUUGUUCCCAGUGGCAUUAUCAGGAGUGAUACAAUGUGUGUUAUUGGCAAUGGCGUUGAAAUUGACACCCUUACAAAGCAAGGUGUUCCUGAUGUUGAGAGUCGUAUACGCAUUUCUGAGAGUGCACAUCUCGUUUUCGAUGUUCAUCGUCGCGUCGAUGAGUUGGAAGAGGAGGCGAGAGGUCGUUAUAUCAUCGGUACCACUAAACGCGGUAUCGGUCCGACUUAUGCUUCAAAGGUUUCAAGGAGGGGUCUGCGUGUUGUUGAUUUAGUCGGCGAUUGGAAUAUUUUUUGUGAACGAUAUGAAUCUUUGGUUGGUUUUUACAAGUCACAUUAUCCUACUCUCAAUGUUGAUGUCAAAAGAUCCCUAGAAGAACUGUCUAGUUACCGUGAUCGCCUAAGGCCCAUGGUCAGGAACAUCGCUUUUUUGGUGAAUAAGUUCGCGAUGGUCGAUACACACCGUCUUCUCGUUGAGUGUGCUCAGUCCACUAUGCUGGACAUCGACUUCGGCACCUAUCCCUACGUCACCUCGUCGAACUGUUCUGUUGGCGGUGUAUGUACUGGCCUGGGUCUACCUCCAUCUCGCAUCGGCAGUGUUUUUGGAGUCUGUAAGGCUUAUACAACUCGUGUUGGAUCCGGCGCGUUCCCUACUGAAUUGACUGGCGAAUUGGCUGAAAAACUGCAGACAGUUGGUCAUGAAUUUGGCGUCACGACGGGCAGGAAACGUCGUGUUGGCUGGCUAGAUACAGUUGUUCUGCGCUACGCCCACAUGAUAAACAACUUCACUGCUAUUGCGCUCACCAAGCUCGAUGUUCUGGACGAUUUUGAUGAGGUUAAAAUUGCGAAGGACUAUAUUGAUCCAACUACUGGCGAGGUGCUUCAAUGCUUCCCCUCUGAUCUUUCGCUCUUGUCACGGGUGGAAGUGGUCUAUGAAACGUUACCCGGAUGGAAGACCAGGACGAUGAGCAUCAAGAAAUAUGAAGAUAUGCCAGAGAAUGCUCGUAAUUACGUCGAAACGAUCGAACGACUCUGCGAUUUUCAUGUUCGAUGGAUCGGUGUGGGACAGGGUCGCGAAGACAUAAUCUCCAAGCCCCUCUCCUAA
Messenger RNA from Echinococcus granulosus, 1263 nucleotides. RefSeq names its product Adenylosuccinate synthetase isozyme. Gene Ontology annotation, cellular component: cytoplasm. The transcript has 6 exons. NCBI's taxonomy places the organism in Eukaryota, Metazoa, Platyhelminthes, Cestoda, Cyclophyllidea, Taeniidae. Gene Ontology annotation, biological process: IMP metabolic process; 'de novo' AMP biosynthetic process. The coding region runs from base 1 to 1263 and encodes 420 amino acids. The record is from RefSeq and is a predicted model, not a curated record. Gene Ontology annotation, molecular function: GTP binding; adenylosuccinate synthase activity.